Messenger RNA from Scleropages formosus (Asian bonytongue), 1401 nucleotides. It is a transcript of the gene mrps16, whose product is annotated as mitochondrial ribosomal protein S16. The record is from RefSeq and is a predicted model, not a curated record. Gene Ontology annotation, cellular component: mitochondrial small ribosomal subunit; ribosome. The transcript is spliced from 4 exons. Gene Ontology annotation, molecular function: structural constituent of ribosome. Gene Ontology annotation, biological process: mitochondrial translation. NCBI's taxonomy places the organism in Eukaryota, Metazoa, Chordata, Actinopteri, Osteoglossiformes, Osteoglossidae. Bases 176 to 592 code for a protein of 138 amino acids.
GGAGGAGCUUUGAAAACAUGGCUGCUCCCUGGGCAAUGUCACGCUUUUAGGACUUUUCUUUUGUUUACUGUCAUCUCAGACUGGGAAGAAUAGCCUGUUGUAUGUCGGACCUCUUUCUAAACAUGGUUAUUUUUCUUCUCAAGUGAGGUUCCACAAACAAACUGAGAACCCCAAGAUGGUCCAUCUUUCAUCUGCUCUACUGAAACGAUACCAUGGAGGUUUUGUUGUCAUCCGACUUGCCCUUGGCGGCUGCACCAACAGACCUUUCUACCGCAUAGUGGCAGCUUUCAACAAGCGGGCUCGGGACAGCAAGUACAUCGAGCAGCUGGGGACUUAUGACCCCCUUCCCAACAAAUACAAUGAAAAACUUGUAAGCCUGAAUUAUGGAAGGAUUAAGUAUUGGAUUGGCUGUGGAGCUCACACAACAAAACCAGUGGCAAAGCUUUUAGGGCUCUCUGGGUUCUUCCCCCUGCACCCCAUGACAGUGACUGAAGCGGAGCGUAAGAGGAAACGGGCAGAACUGAUGAAAGCACAGCCGGAUGGAGACAGGGCCGAGGAGGAGGAGCAAGACAAGAAAGAGCAGGAGGCAUAGACCUACUUGCUACUGUAAAGAGUGCACAUCUGAGAAAGUCAAAAUAGCGCAUGGGUCCAUCUGUCCCCCCUGUAGAAAAAGAACAUUUCUGUAUAUAUUGUUGGGAGCCUGAUGUUUUGUUGGUACAUUACACAUUUUGUCAAUCACCCAAUGUUGAUCUUUUGCCAUUCAUUUAUAAAUGAAGGGCACACUUUUUUUUUAAAAAUCUUUUUGGCUUUAUUAAAAACAAAUUUAAUGCUAGCAUAUUAAGCAUUCCUUGAAAGCCAGUUUUGAGCCAUAAUUAGUGAGUUGUACAAGAAUUUUCCUUGGUAAUAUUAAAUUCUCUAUAGUUAUCUGAAUCUGGAAACACAUUUUCUUAAUGAAUUGCAAGCCAUUUUUAACAAGUACUCUGAACUUCAGAUUGCUAAAUCAUUUUCUGAUAUGACUGAAAUCAGACAUGGCAGUGAUAUAUAUACCUCCAACCCCAAAAGAUGUUUAACAAUUAACACACAAGCACUGUGUUCCAGGGUGAGGUUUAGAAUGUUAAACACUCAUUUCUUUAAUUUCAAUGUGGCCAAACUCCACCCUGUGUCAAGAAUAUGUUUUAAAAGCUCAAGGAAAAUAUAUGACCUCAGCAAGGUUCUAUUUUCAUGCUCCCACCUCUGUUGGUAUUGCUACAGUUUUUACUCAGGUGUUCAGCAGAAACAGAUGUAAUUUCUUUCCAUGUCUAAUCCUCAUUUCUUCUUCAGGAACCAUUAUCUUUCAUAAGAAGUUAUAUUAUGGGACUAUUUCACAGAAUAAAUUAACCGCUUUAAGUGAGAACUGGGUGU